AAUCACCACCUCCUCUCAAUCUCUUCUCCACAAUCAUCAUCGUCGUCAUCAUCAUCAUCAUCUUCUUCUUCUUCUUAAAGUUGUUGAAUUGUCUCUUGAUGGAAAGAUUAGAGCAUCUGGGUGUUAAUUUGUCAGAUGGAUUGGAGGAGGAGCUUGUCCGGGAGCUUCUUUAUGAUAACGAAUCUCCUUUCUUUAUACUGCCUGAAAAAAUUGAACCCAAACCAUGCAUAUCGCCAGAGCCCAUAAGAAACCAGCUCAUCUCCAACGUCUACUCUGGGCCGACGAUUGAAGAUAUCGAGGGUGCACUGUCCUCAACGGAUCGGAACAGUGAAUCUGACUACCACCGUAGCAUGUCACAAGCCAGAAUCUCAAUAUUGGAGAAGGGGUUGAGUAAGAUUGAGAAUAAGUACACUCUGAGAAUUAAGAGCUGUGCAAAUGGAUUGGCGGAUGACGGCUAUAAGUGGAGGAAGUAUGGGCAGAAAUCCAUCAAGAACAACCCAAAUCCCAGGAGUUACUAUAGGUGCACAAACCCCAGGUGCAGUGCAAAGAAGCAGGUGGAGAGGUCAAGCGAAGACCCAGACACACUUGUGAUAACCUAUGAAGGCCUCCAUCUCCAUUUUGCCUACUCACAUUUCCUCCCAACCCCAUCUUACCAGGCUUACCAACCUGUGAAAAAGCCCAAAAAGGACACACCACAGAUCCAGGCCCAUCCAAUCCAACAAAGCCAUGAUGUUCUAGCCCAGGAAAGCUCACCAACUGUGUAUCCUGCCCCUCCAAGCCCAUUUGGUUGUGAGGUUCAGCAAGAAUUGGUAGAAGGAGAUGUGAGCCGACAAGGGUUGCUCGAAGAUAUGGUGCCAUUGAAGAUCAGGAAUCCAUGGAACAAUAAUAAUGUCCUUUCGAGUUCUUGUAACUUACCUUCUUCACCUUCUUCUUCCUCUUCCACACUUUCUUGGUCUCCCAACUAUCCUUCUUUUAUUGAUGUUGGCAUUAUUUCUAGUAUGAUGUGAGAUGCAUAAAUA
Molecule: messenger RNA, 1019 nt
Organism: Nelumbo nucifera (sacred lotus)
Lineage: Eukaryota; Viridiplantae; Streptophyta; Magnoliopsida; Proteales; Nelumbonaceae
Product: putative WRKY transcription factor 49
Biological process (GO): regulation of DNA-templated transcription
Molecular function (GO): sequence-specific DNA binding; DNA-binding transcription factor activity
Source: RefSeq, a predicted model, not a curated record